Didymodactylos carnosus is the source of this 1071-nucleotide messenger RNA. NCBI's taxonomy places the organism in Eukaryota, Metazoa, Rotifera, Eurotatoria, Philodinida, Philodinidae. The record is from the annotation of a GenBank genome assembly.
AUGCUUGACCUCACGGAAGCCGCUUGUGGAUGUAAUAAAUGGUGUCGGGAUCACGAUUCUAAAUGGGGGAAAUGCGGUGAUGGGCAUACGUGUCUUUGUUCCAACGGUUCACAGGAAGACAUGACGAAUGGUCAAUCAGCAAAUGGUUGUGGAUGCAAUAAAUGGUGUCAGGAUCAGGGUCAUAAAUCUGGGAAAUGUGGUGAUGGACAUACAUGUAUUUGUGACGAACGGAAAAAUAUACCAACCUUACCCGCACCACCCGCAACAUGGAAAGAACAUUGGUUCGAACAUCGUGAACUGUUGACGAGAGUAUAUUACGACAACGAUUUAGCACUUUACUAUGAAAAAGAAGUUAGUCGUGCAACAAUUCCAAAGGUAUCUAAAUUUCUUGGAAAUGCAUGGCGUUAUGUGAAACGAAACUAUGGUUCCUUUGGAAGCGAUGGUAGAUUGUAUGCAAUAUAUCAUGCAAAGGCCAUUGGUGGUCAUCCAGCAUACUACUAUAGUUCCAGUCACGAUAAUAGGAAUGCCAUUGAUGUUGGUAUGGGAUCGGGAUUACAGCAGAUUGAGCAUCCAGAUAUGCCAACCCACGAAAUCUUUCAUAUCGUUGAAUUUGCUGCAUUCAACAUCGAUGGAAGUCCUGGUUUUGGCAAUCCACCCAACGGUAUCUGGGGCGAUAGUAAAAUGGCAGAAAUAUUUAUCUACGAUGUUUACAAAGGUUUAAGUUUACAUUCGGAUGCAAAAAGAUUUAAAAAUUCGGUUAUUGGAGGAACAAGCAACGUACCAAAACCGAAUACAUAUUGGUUUCGUGAUUGGCUGUUACCAUGGUACACAAAAGGGGGAGGAACGAAGUCGUUAGUUAACUUUUUCAGACUUCUUUCACAAAAUUUUCCAAAGCACAGUGGAACAAAUCGUUAUAGUCGUCAAAUGAAUUGGGGCGAAUUUAUACAUUUUUCAAGUGGUGCUGCUGGUGCAAAUAUGAAAAAUCAGGCGAAGAUCGCAUUUGGAUGGACAAAUGAUAUGGAAAAGCAAUUUAAUAAGGCACGCAGUGAUUUUCCCAAUGUUAAGUAUUAA